Eimeria acervulina is the source of this 1089-nucleotide messenger RNA. RefSeq lists its product as hypothetical. Lineage: Eukaryota; Apicomplexa; Conoidasida; Eucoccidiorida; Eimeriidae. Bases 1 to 1089 code for a protein of 362 amino acids. The transcript is spliced from 6 exons. The record is from RefSeq and is a predicted model, not a curated record.
AUGGAGGAAACCGAAGGCCCUUCUGAGUUCUAUGAUACCGACACAGUGCGCAAGUUCUCCCUCAGCGAAGAGGCGCUGGCGGAGAAGGCAAAAGUGUUGGAGACGAAUAAAGAAGAAAUGACGGAGCAGCAAAAAGUUAAACUCCUAGAGAACGCCGUGCGGCACUGGGAUUUGUUUUACAAGCGCAACACCGACCACUUCUUUAAAGACAGAGCCUGGCUAGCCAAGGAGAUCCCUGAGAUCGCUGCACUCUGCAGCAGCAAAACGCAUGCAAAUGGGAGCAGCAGCAACUCUCCUGCUGCUGCUGCCGCUGCUGCUCCUCUUCUCGUUGACGUCGGCUGCGGUGUUGGCAAUGCCCUCAUCCCGAUUCUACUAGCGAACCCCCAACUGCAUGCGUCGGCCUUUGACUGUUCGCCUCGAGCAAUAGCCAUCCUGAAGGAACGAUGGGCUGCUGCUGUUGCGGAACAGCAGCAGCAACAGCAGCAGCAACAGCAGCAGCAGCAGCAGCAGCAAGCAGAAGAAGAACUAGAUGCAGUGGCAUCUCAACGGCUUCCUCAAGCUGCAUGCAGCUCCCAAGCUAUUUCUCCUUCUAGCAGUGCUACUGCUGCAUCUGCUGCUGCAGAGGAUUCUAAUUCACCGAAGGGGGCUGAAGCGUGUGCUGCUGCUGCAGACGCAACCGGGGGUGCUGCAGCAGCAGCAGCAGCAGCAGCAGCAGCUGCUGCUGCUGCUGCUGCCUGUGAUGCAGCAACAGACGACGCUGCAGGUGAUAAUUCUUCUACAUCGAUUGUAACGGGAGGGCCGUCUGCUGCAUCUGCUGCAUGUGCUGCUCCUGCUGCUGCAUCUGCUACACCAGCAGCAGCAGCAGCUGCUGCUGCAGUGGCUCGGGGGGAGGCACAGAUAUACCACUACAGCUGCGGGCAGCUGCGUACAGUAGCAGCAUUUGAUAUAACUGCUGCUGCUGUCCCUGAAGCAAUAGCAGCAAGAGGCUCAGCCGACUUUGUUUUGUUAAUAUUCGUCUUAAGCGCUGUACACCCCAAACAUCAGGCAGCUGUUGCGCAGCGUUGUGCUGAGGUAUGCAAGCAAGCAUAA